This is a messenger RNA of Boeremia exigua, 5569 nucleotides long. RefSeq names its product rRNA biogenesis protein-like protein RRP5. Gene Ontology annotation, molecular function: RNA binding; protein binding. The record is from RefSeq and is a predicted model, not a curated record. Lineage: Eukaryota; Fungi; Ascomycota; Dothideomycetes; Pleosporales; Didymellaceae. The transcript has 3 exons. The coding region runs from base 85 to 5463 and encodes 1792 amino acids. Gene Ontology annotation, cellular component: small-subunit processome; nucleolus. Gene Ontology annotation, biological process: rRNA processing.
CACGCUCGAAUCCCAAUUGGUCUAACCAUAAGAGAGGCGCGCAAAGCUGCUGCUUCAAGCUUUGAAUAGCUCCACAACACCAAAAUGGGAGCCGUAAAAAGAAAAGCAGACGCCUCGAGUGCGCCUGCGAAGAAAGAGAAGGGCGCAUCCAGCGACCGCUCAUCGAAGCGCCCGCGCAAAUCAGACGGCGCCACAGAGUCGCUCGCACAGUCGAAGCCUGACAAGACCGAGAGGGCAGCCCCGAAGGCCAGCGUCUUCAAGGAUGAAGAAUCAUCGUUUCCCCGUGGUGGUGCUAGCGUCUUGACACCACUCGAACACAAGCAGAUUCAGAUCAAGGCGAACCAAGAUGUGCUUUUCGAGCAGACGGGCGCAAAACGCAGUGGAGGCGACGACAACGAGUUUGCCGACAUGGGCUCAGAGGACGAGGGCAAGGCCGCCAAGAAAGCAAAGAAGUGGCCAGCGAAGAAGGGCAAGAAGUCAAACGGUGAUGAUGAGAAGGACGACGUCAUCAAAGUUGAGGGUCUCAAUUACAAGAAGCUAUCGCCUGGUACAAUGAUCCUCGGGCAGGUCACCGAUAUCACCCACCAAGACAUCGUACUUGCGCUGCCGAACAACCUCGUUGGCUACGUGCCCCUCACCGCCGUGUCCGAUAAACUCAACGAGAGACUCGAAAACCUCUUGAAGGAGGAAGAGGAGGAGAAGGGCGAGGACGAGGAGGAAUUCGAGGACGUCGAUCUGAAGGACAUGUUCUUUGUUGGCCAGUAUCUGAGAGCUGUCGUCACAUCUACAACAGACGAUACAGCGCGAGCACGGAAAAGACUGGAGCUGUCCAUCGACCCCAAGCUCGUCAACAAGGGCGUACCGAAGCGCAAAAUUCCGACCAACCUGAUGAUCCAGGCGUCAGUUCUGAGCAACGAAGACCACGGUCUCGUCAUGGACCUUGGGCUGGAGGACACGAAGGUCAAGGGAUUCUUGCCCAAGGGCGAGCUUGGCGCAAAGGUGCAGCACUCCAAGGUACAGGAGGGUGCUGUCUUCAUGUGCCUUGUGACCGGCCUCAACUCGGAUGGAAAGAUCGUCAAGCUUUCGGCCGACCAGGCCAAGGCUGGCAACUUGACUAAGGGCAACACCUUCACUGAUGCGCCCACCAUCGAUGUUUUCCUUCCUGGUACCGCCGUCGAUGUCCUCGUUGCUGAUAACACAUCGAGCACGCUCACUGGCAAGAUCCUGGGUCUGGUCGAUGCAACCGCCGAUGCCUAUCACUCUGGUGCUACCGAGAGGGGCGCAGACGUAUCGCAGAAGCACAAGAUUGGCACAAAAGUCAAGGCGAGAAUCCUGUUCACUUGCCCGGAUGCCGAACCCGCAAAGGUCGGCAUCUCGCUGAUCGAGCAUGUCGUCUCACUGUCCUCGCGCAUGUCCGGAAAGCCAAAGGAGCGUAAGACACCACUCGAGUUUCUCCCAGUCUCCACAAUCGUUGAGGAAGCCAAGGUCAUCAAGGUAGCAUCCGGUCUGGGUGCGUUCUUUGAGUUGGGCGUCCGCGAUGUCAUUGGCUUUGCCCAUGUGUCUCGUCUUUCAGAUGACCGCGUAGAUGUGCUCUCAGAUGAUGCGGGUGCUUUCAAGCUUGAUACGAAGCACCGUGCCCGUGUUAUCGGCUACAAUGCUAUGGACGGGCUUUUCCAGUUGUCGCUGGAGAAGAAGGUCCUCGACCAAGCUUUCCUCCGUAUUGAAGACAUCAAGGCUGGUCAGGUUGUGAAGGGCAAGGUUCACAAGCUGAUUGCUGACAAGAAGGGCGCUACCGCGGUCCUUGUCAAUCUCUCGGAAGGCAUCACCGGACUUGUGUCAGAACUCCAUCUUGCAGAUGUCAAGCUCCAGCACCCGGAGCGCAAGUUCAGGGAAGGUGUUCCGGUCACCGCACGUGUUCUGUACACCGACCCAGCAAGACAUCAAAUCCAGCUCACCCUCAAGAAGUCGCUUGUCAACUCGGAUGUCGAGCCUUGGAUAGACUAUGCAAAGAUUAAGAAGGGGUCGACUGGACCUGGUAUCCUCGUUGAUGUACGCCGCAACGGUGCCACUGUUCGCUUCUAUGGCGAUAUCAAGGCCUGGCUUCCUGUCGCUGAAAUGAGCGAAGCAUACAUUGAGGAUGCUGGCCGACAUUUCACAAAGGGACAGGUCGUCAAUGUACGUGUUCUUUCGGUUGAUCCAGAGGAGCGCCAGUUGCUCGUCUCUUGCAAGGACCCCGCCGCUGUCGACACCAACAAGGAGGCUGCCUUCAACGUGCUGAACCCAGGUGACAUCACAAAGGGCACAGUCGUUGACAAGACCGACGAGCUGGCGACACUCGACAUUGGCAACGGUGUCAAGGCCCUGCUCCGCAUUGGUCACCUGACUGAUGGCUCUGAGAAGAAGGACAUUUCCACAAUGAAGAAGAUUCGUGUUGGUGGUGUUUUGGAGGAUCUUGUCAUUCUCAGCAAGCAGUACAAGUCCAAGAACGUCACAGUCUCAAACAAGCCCAGUCUCCGCAAGGCUGCGCAGUCAGGCAAGCUCACGACCAGCUUUGCAGACAUCAAGGCUGGCGCGACCGUUCACGGGUUUGUGCGGGGCAUUCUGCCAGAGAAGGUAUUCGUUGAGCUUGGCAACAACAUCAGCGGUGCCGUCUUCAAGUCUCAACUCACUGACGAGAUGCUUCGAUCGCCGAAUUUUGGUCUGCGUAAGGAUCAAUCCAUCACCGCCAAGGUCACACACGUCGACGAGUCCAAGGAGCUCUUCUGGUUGUCGAUGAAGACAGAUGCCGACGUCGACAUGGACAGUACCUCCAAGGUCACCGAGAUCGUUGGCGAGGCUUUGAUAGACCCGGUCGAUCCCAAGAUCACAUCUACAACUGACAUCAAGUUCGGUGUCACCGCAAACGUUCGCAUCAGGUCGAUCAAGAACACGCAACUGAACGUUGCGUUUGGUGAGAAUGUGCAAGGCCGCAUCUCGGUUGCCGAGAUUUUCGAAUCGUGGGAUGAUAUCAAGGACAAGAAGAACCCGUUGGCGCAAUUCAAAAUGAACGACACGAUCAAGGCGAAGAUUCUCGGCCGACACGACGCGCGCAACCACCGCUUCCUUCCUAUCACACAUCGAUCGAGCAACAAGACACCGACAUACGAAUUGACCGCGAGAAAAGCGAAGCUUGCCACCGAGGCUGAUGUCCUCAGCCUUGAUAAAAUCUCAACGGAUGCCACGUUUGUGGCCUUUGUCAACAACAUUGCAGACCGCUUUGUUUGGGUCAACAUCUCAGCCAAUGUUCGCGGGCGUAUCGACUUCCUCGACCUGACAGAUGACCUGGAGAAGUUGUCUGCUAUCGAGACCAACUUCCCUGUUGGCUCUGCCCUCAAGGUCCGCGUCAAGUCCGUGGAUGUCGCUGCUGGGCGUUUGGAUCUGACAGCAACGUCUUCCGUCACUGGAAACAAGGUCACUCUUAAGGACCUGAAGGUCGGCUACGUCCUGCCGGCUCGUGUCACCAAGACACACGAUACAUCCAUCGUUGUCCAUGUCAACGAGAGCAUCGCCGCACCCAUUUACCUUGAGCAAUUGGCCGAUGAUUACGACCAGGCUAAGCCCUCGGAGUUCAAGAUUGGCGACGUCAUUCGCGUAUGUGUCGUCGAUAUUGACCACUCCAACAAGAAGCUUGGCCUGUCAGCCAGGCCUUCGAAGGUCAUCAGUCCCUCCCUGCCUAUCAAGGACCCUGUGAUUCAGGACAGGUCCGACCUCAAAGUCAGCCAAGUUGUGCGCGGUUUCAUCAAGCAGGUCGCAGAUAACGGCAUCUACGUGCGCCUCGGGCCAAAGGUUGAAGCUUAUGUUCGUGUCAGUGAGCUUUCCGAUGCAUACAUCAAGGACUGGAAGGCCGCAUUCCAGGUUGACCAACUCGUCACCGGCAAGGUCAUCUCGAACAAAGAGAACAUGCGCAACCCUCAACUGAGCUUGAAGACCUCGGUCAUUCAGGGCGAGUACACUGAACCUAUCGGGUGGGCUGAUCUUGAAGUCGGCCAGAUUGUAACUGCUAAGGUCCGUCACGUCGAGGACUACGGUGUCUUCCUCCUCAUCGACGGCUCGAACAACGUCAGUGGACUCUGUCAUAUCUCGCAGCUUGCCGACACGAAGGUCGAUAAGGAGAAGGUGAAGGAGAUGUAUAAGAAGGAUGACGUUGUCAAGGCCAAGGUUUUGAGUGUCGAUCCCAAGAAGAGGAAGAUUGGUUUCACACUGAAGUACUCUGAGAUUAAGGGCGAGAGUGACGAGGACGAAGAGAUGGAUGAUGCAUCCGAUGUCGAGGCUGAUGACGACUCGGAGAUGGAAGAUGGAGGUAUCGAGCUCGAAGAUGAUGUCGACAUGAGGAGUGUCAAGAGCGCAGACAGCGAAGAUGAGGAUGACGUUGAGGAAGGUUCUGAUGACGACUCAGACGCAGAACCAGCCAAGGCAUCAGGCCCUGGUUUGAGCGCAUCUGGUUUUGACUGGACUGGAGCGAACCUCGACUUUGAUGAGAAGAAGGCUGCUUCUGACUCCGAAUCUGAUGACGAGCCCAAAAAGAAGAAGAAGAGCAAGAAAGCCAGUAUCAAGGAAGACCGCACCGGCGACCUCGACGCGUACGGCCCUCAGUCUGUCGCAGACUACGAGCGACUACUUCUUGGUCAGCCCAACAGCUCUGAGCUCUGGGUACGCUACAUGGUGUUCCAGCGCGAGCUGAACGAGAUCGAGAAAGCGCGCCAAAUUGCCCGCCGAGCUCUCGCCACCAUCAACGCCCGUGAAGACCAGGAGAAGUUGAAUGUUUGGACAGCAUUGCUUCACUUGGAGAACGAGCACGCUGGCGAUGAAGUCACAGAGUCAACCUUCAAAGAAGCAUGUCAGCAGCAGGAUGAUCGCGAGAUGCACGAGCGCAUGCUCAAGAUUUACAUCUCCUCCGGCAAGCUCGACAAAGCAGACUCCCUUUACCAAUCCAUGACAAAGAAGAAGUCCUUCACCACCGACCCCGCCUUCUGGCUCGGCCAUGCAACCUUCCUAAUGGAUGUCCUCACCCCUCCCUCUCCACCACGCGCCCGCGCCCUCCUGCAGCGCGCCACGCAAUCAGUUCCCAGCGCACAGCACCGCUAUCUUACGCAAAAAUUCGCCGCGCUCGAGUUCAAGAGCGCGAAUGGCGACCCCGAGCGCGGCCGCACCAUCUUCGAGGGCCUCGUCAGCACGUUCCCCAAGAAGGGCGACGUGUGGGAUGUCUACAUCGACCUGGAGCGCAGCCACGGCUCGGCUGAGGCGGUGCGCGCGCUGUACGAGCGCGCUGCUAAGGCUGGUGGUGGUAAGGGGAAGCGCGGCGUCGCUGUGUUUAAGAAGUGGGCGGAGUGGGAGAGUGGGAAUGGGAAUGCGAAGGGGGUCGAGCGGGUUAAGGCGCUUGAGGAUCAGUGGAAGGCCGAGCGGGCUGGUAAGGAUGACGAGUAGUGUUGUGUUUAGGUGUGGAAGGGAGGGUUGCAUUGGGCGGCGUUGCAUAUCUAGUCGCUAAAAGAAUGAUUUUCUCUGUUCCUCUCACUUCUUUAUGGGUUCUAAG